AACAAUUUUUAAAAAUAAAAUUAAUCGUGUUUUCUGUUUCCGGACAUUUUAAGCUAAAAGGACCUCACCGGAAGCGCGCGGUAGCAACUUCCUGUUUGUGUGACGGUGUGGUUCGCUUCUAAGAUGUCCGCGGACCUGAACCAGACCCUGCACUCUCUGCUGGUUUGUGAGCGGUCCAGUUUCAAGGACCCGAAGAACCGGGUCAACGCGUGCGUGGAGCGGCGGAGCUUCAACUACAAGGUAUCUGUGCUACUGCCUGGCUGUAGCUCUGCCCCCUCCCACCUAGACUCAGUGUUGAACAGUUUCAGCAGUUUCUACCUGAUCAGAAAAUUUCCUGUUCAUGAGCUGUUGGACAAAGACUUCCUGCAGGCAGCUGUUUACCAGGGUAGCGUGUACGGUCUGUCCUACAGGGCUCAUAUCGAUGAAGACAACUGCGUCGCUCUGAUGCCAAAUGGUCACCUGACUCUGUCCCUGGACAAAGACUCCUUUGAGUUGUUGGGUUUUGAGGGGAAAGCGUCCACCUUCACCCACAGACGCAGCAGCAGAUUUGUCGUCUCCGUGGAUCUAACGCACGCUAAAAUGGCUCCUGGUGGUCGGACCUACCUGAGGCUCCUCACGGGCCUGAGAUCCCGCCUUCAGCUGCAGACAGACUUCCUGCUAUCGCAUCACCCAGGCGGCGGGGCCUCUCUGCAGCCCCUCCUGUCCCGCUGUGAUUGGUCUGAAUUCAGACCUGAGGUCAGCUGUCGUUGCCUGACUGACCUCUCUUGUCCUGCUCCACGGUCAUGUGACCCUCACAGCUUCCUGGAGUGGCUCGGAGUAGUGGACGCCAGCAUCAGCAGUGAGAACUCCUCCAGCAGCUUCCUGUCCUCUCUGAUCUGUCCUGAACCCAGUGAGACGCUGAGCCGAGCUCUGAGCGUCUCCAUCCAUGGUCUGCUGCUGCCUCAGGACAUCCAGAACCUCGUCCAGCAGCUCAGGUCUCAUCUGGAAACUGCUGUAACUGGAUCCUGGGUCUCCCUGACGGUCCAUGGCUUUGCAGACAGUCCUGUGUCCUGGGGGGACAACGAGCACGGCUUCCUGAAGGGAGGGGACAACUUCUACAACCUGGUGAUGUUCCAGGACCACAUAUACCACCUUCACCUGGCCACAGGAGCACACGACAGCUGUCCCCCAUGACACCUUACCCCCAUGAGAUCUCUCCUCCAUACCUGCCCUAUAGGGGAGACCUGUCCCCCAAUGAUACCCAUCCUCCACGGUACCUGUCCCCCCCAUCCCUCAAGUUUCUUACAGAAAAGUUUGCAGACCCUGUCGGGUCCUUGUGUGUCUGGUCUUAAAGCUUUAAAGUCUCAUAAUUUUGACCUGUGUGUAAACCAGUUCUGGAUUAGUGCCUGCAGACCUUGUGUUCCCAGAACAAACUGAUCUGAGCCCAGUUAGAGACCAGGAUGAGUGAAGUCUGAGACAGCUCCAGCUUCACUUUAGUUUGCUAAUAAUGGACAGUAAAACUGGUAAAACCCAGCUGAGCAUGGCGAACUCCGACCUUUCAGGACCAUCCUGGGACCACUGAAGACCCCUGAGCCUCAAGAUAAGAAUCACAAAGUAUUCUGAGAUUUCUGGAUUUCUUUGACUUGUUAAAUAAAGUUUCUGCUCAUUUUUUU
Messenger RNA from Melanotaenia boesemani (Boeseman's rainbowfish), 1652 nucleotides. RefSeq names its product ribonuclease P/MRP 40 subunit (gene rpp40). Gene Ontology annotation, biological process: endonucleolytic cleavage in ITS1 to separate SSU-rRNA from 5.8S rRNA and LSU-rRNA from tricistronic rRNA transcript (SSU-rRNA, 5.8S rRNA, LSU-rRNA); tRNA 3'-end processing; tRNA 5'-leader removal. The record is from RefSeq and is a predicted model, not a curated record. The transcript is spliced from 8 exons. Gene Ontology annotation, cellular component: multimeric ribonuclease P complex; ribonuclease MRP complex. The coding region runs from base 124 to 1173 and encodes 349 amino acids. Gene Ontology annotation, molecular function: ribonuclease MRP activity; ribonuclease P activity. NCBI's taxonomy places the organism in Eukaryota, Metazoa, Chordata, Actinopteri, Atheriniformes, Melanotaeniidae.